Molecule: messenger RNA, 589 nt
Organism: Cannabis sativa
Lineage: Eukaryota; Viridiplantae; Streptophyta; Magnoliopsida; Rosales; Cannabaceae
Exons: 2
Coding region: 47-589 (180 amino acids)
Biological process (GO): proteolysis
Molecular function (GO): cysteine-type peptidase activity
Source: RefSeq, a predicted model, not a curated record
GAUUGUUCCCCCUUUUCGUUUUGGCGUGGAAGAUGUUGCAACCAAGAUGUGGUUCCACAAGCUUGCAUAUCCUGGCCAAUGUUUGACUAAUUCUCAUCUGGACAUCAUUUUUUACUAUCUACGUAAAAAAGGAAAGUAUGCAAAGGAGCCAAAGGUUAAGUUUACAACCACCGAUUGCUUAUUCUUCAAAACCAUUCAUGCUUUGUAUGAAAAAUUUAUUGCACAGAAAAAAAAUCUUUCUUUGAUAACUGCCCAGCAUGCCAUUGCUGAUUAUAUAAGAGGUAGAAAAAUGUUAUGUGGUUCCCCUUGCCAUUUGUGCGAUCAUGUUUUCUUUAUCAUCCAUAUGGAGACUGAAUCACAUUGGAUUCUUGGUCGAUUGAAUAUUGAGGAAAGGCGUAUGUACAUGUACAACUCCUUGUCGACUGCUAUGAAAGAUAGUGCUGCUAUCAAAGCUUGUCAGCCAUUUGCGGUGUUGUUGCCCCACUUUUUUGCUUUGUUUGAUGAGUUCAAAAAGGAAAACAAACCGGUUUGUUUAGACCCUUUCGAAGUUGUUAAGGUUGAUGGUUUGCCUCAACAAACCUCGAAGUAA